This is a messenger RNA of Trichoderma asperellum CBS 433.97, 708 nucleotides long. RefSeq lists its product as uncharacterized. Gene Ontology annotation, cellular component: nucleus; cytoplasm. Gene Ontology annotation, biological process: intracellular protein localization. Lineage: Eukaryota; Fungi; Ascomycota; Sordariomycetes; Hypocreales; Hypocreaceae. The record is from RefSeq and is a predicted model, not a curated record. Gene Ontology annotation, molecular function: ribonucleoside-diphosphate reductase inhibitor activity.
AUGUCGACUCCCCGCAACAAGCGCCAAUUCGCCGGCGCCGCAGCCGAUCCUGCCCAACGCCAAAUCACAUCCUUCUUCGCAGCUCAGUCGCCCAACAGCAGCAGCACCUCCUCACCCGCAACUGCCGCCGACGCCUCCUCCUCCUCCCAGCGAGUCCCAUUGCCCGCCAAUGUCCAGGCAAACCUGCUGAGCGUCGGCAUGCGGGUGCGCAAGUCCGUGCCCGAAGGCUACAAGACCGCCGGCCCCAGCGCCUUCAAGCUGUGGACAGACAACACCCGGCCCGGCGAGGCGAAGGCGGCACAAAUGGUCGCGGCGAAGCCCGCAUCGAGAGAGCUGCUGCCGUUCUGCGGCAUCAACAAAGUCGGCGGACUGGAUACGCAGCCCGAAUUCGUCUACGAUGACGGCGAGGUUCCCGCCCUGGACGAGGUUCCCGAGCUGAGCAUGUCGCAAGAAAGCACCGAUAGCGUCGAGAGCGGGCCUUCUCGGAAGCGAUUCUUUGAUGAGCAGGAUGACCUGCAGGUCCGGAGCUGGGAUGCAGACGACGCCGGCAGCAUCCGGGCUAUUGCCGUCCCGCACUCUCGCAUCAAGAAGAGCGCUGCGCUCAAGGGCACUGGCCAGGAGAAUAUGGCUGUCGACGGUGAUGAUGAUUUUGAGGAUGCUAGCUUUCUGGGCUUUGAAGGAGGACAGGCCAUGGACAUGGCUUUCUAG